CAGCAGCAGCAACAGUGAAAUUGCCAUUGCCAUUGCAACUGCCGUUGCCGUUGCCUGUGCGACGUGCCACGCCCACCAAAGCGGCGACCAAGCAGAUGGCAACAACACAGCAGCAACAGCUGCCGCCGCCACCACAGCAGCAGCAACAGUUGCCGGCGUUGCCAACGAAACUGCCGUUGCCAUUACCAGUAAAAAUGUCAGUGCCGCCAGCAACAGUUGUUGCUGAAGCAACAACAGUUACAGCUGCUGCUGCUGGCGUGCCCGCAGCAACAAUGCUGUUGCCCAAGUUGCCGCUGUAUUUGCCUUACGUCAUGGAACCGCAACAACCUUUAAAUUUGAGUCAUGUAAAGCCAACGUUUAACGAAGCACAUCAGCAACAUGCGCAGCAACAGCAACUUGCACAGCAACAACAGCAACUGCUGUUGCAUCCACAACAACAACAGCAGCAGCAGCAGCAACGUGUUGCAGCAAUGCCAGCGCGUCGUCAAACGAUUUGCGGCUUUGAGGCAAGAAAUCUGUUGAAUCUGGAUGAGAUGCAACCUUUGGAUUUGUCCAAGAAAUCAACGCAAGCAACACAGCUGCAACAGCAGCAACCACAACAUCAGCACCUUCAACAGCAACAGCAACAGCAACAUGAGUUGCCAUUGGGUUUGGCAUUGCCCCUGCCGCUUGUGGCACGUGGCACGGAGGCAGCUGCUGCCGCUGCACAUUAUUAUUCUAAUUUGGAGCUGCUCAAAAUUCCACAAGUGCGUAAUCCAAUGCCCGUGGCAACAGCAAUACAACAGCAACAACAACAACAACAACAGCAGCAGCAGCAGCAACAACAAGCAGCGAUAACAACGCCUGUUGCUGCUGUGAAAACCGGUGGCAAGAAACGUGCCACAGAUGUGGCAAGCAAAAAGGAGAAACAAUCGAGUGCCACAAAAAUGGAUGAAGUGAUUAAUAAUCAUAUCGAUGAUGCCAUCAAUUCUGUGCUACUUGCUGUGCAAGAGGAAGAAGAGCAGCAGCAGCAGCAGCAACAGCAACAACAGCAGCAACAGCUCAUGCAGCAGCAGCAACAACAACUGUUGCUGCAGUCAGCAACAACAGCGACAGCCUUAACUGGCAUGACUGCAGCAAUUGCCGCCACAACAGCAACAACAACGUUUGCAACCACAACCGCAGCAACCACAACAACAACAGCAACUGUUGCCAAGCAUUUGACACCAAAGAAACGUAAUAUGCGUUCGAAAACUAUCGAUUGUCGCUCUGCCUUGUUGCUGACGUCGACCACGCCUACGCUCACGCACACUGUGCCCGCCCACAAAUUGCAGCAAUUGCCAAAUGGCGCAACAGCAGCAGCAGUUGUUGCCAAAGUGGAAACGCCGCCGCCAACACAAACCGAAAUUGUUGUUGUUGCGGAGCCGCAAUUGCCUAAAAUGGAGCAGCAACAAUUGCAGCUCACAGUAGCAGCGGCAGCAACAGCAGUUGCUGCGGUAACGCCAGCAAUGCCUGUCUCGGUGAUUUCAGUGGCGCCACCAACAGCAGCAACAAUAGCAGCAACAGCAGCAACAACAACGACAACAACAGCAACAUUGUUGCUAUCGUCACGUCGCAGUGCGACGCCCAGCUCAUUGCUGGAGGAGCACAACAGCAGCAACAUGCACAACAACAACAAUACAUCGUCGGGCUUUCAUAGUUUGGCGCAAUCGUCAGUGAAUCAGGAAAAGGAGGAGGAAGAACAGAGAGAGCAGGAGGAGAAGGCAAAGAAAGAAGAGGAGGAGCAGGAGAAGGAGAGGCAGACACAGAGACAAAAGAAAGAGCAAGAA
Molecule: messenger RNA, 1808 nt
Organism: Drosophila innubila
Lineage: Eukaryota; Metazoa; Arthropoda; Insecta; Diptera; Drosophilidae
Product: AF4/FMR2 family member lilli-like
Exons: 1
Source: RefSeq, a predicted model, not a curated record